AUGGCGCGGCGGGCGGGGACCGCGGCGGCGGACGAGCUGGCCAACGCCGCCGCCCGCGGCGACCUGCAGCGCGUGAAGGAGAUCCUGGACGACGGGGCGGACGCCAACGCCGUCAACUCCUACGGCCGGACCCCCAUCCAGGUCAUGAUGCUGGGCAGCCCGCGGGUGGCCGAGCUGCUGCUGCAGCGCGGAGCCGACCCGAACCGCGCCGACCCGCGCACCGGCUGCUUCCCGGCGCACGACGCGGCCCGCGCCGGCUUCGUGGAGACGCUGGCGGCGCUGCACCGCGCCGGGGCGCGCCUCGACCUGCCCGACGGCCGCGGCCGCCUCCCCCUCGACGUGGCGGCGGGGGGCCCGCACGGCCCCGUGGGCCGCUACCUGCGGCACCCGCCGCCCCCCGCCGCCCCGGCGGAUGCUCCCCGCGCUGCAGCCCCCUGCGCUGCCCCACCGCCGCCUGCCCCCAACGCACUGCCCGCGCUCGUCUCCGGAGGUAAGAAGCGGAGCGGUGAUAAGAGUUUGUAAAUAAUGCCCCAGGUGCGUUUCCCCACUUGGAUGCACUAAGGACAAGCGCCGUAUGCGUUCUUCACAUCGUAUUCUUUGCACAUGUCUGCGCGUUAGGUUUGCGCUCGAAAUGACGCGCCCCUCUCAGACGAGAGUCCGGACACCAUGAAGAAAUAAUUUUGAAGGAAACCUACACUCCCCGGCUGACGCAAUGAGCCCUUCGCGCUGUGCCCGGGCUUUCUGCACACCCUCCUCCCCUCGCGUCCCCCGCCCGCGCUCCCGAGGGGGCGGCUGAAAGCUGGGCUCUCCGCCCCAAGGGGACGGGAGGGGCUGGUGCUCUGCCGAGCCCGACCUAGUUGCUCCCCGUUUGAUUCUGAUUUAAGCUAAAUCGGGCUCACGGCUCUAAGCCCGAUCACAGCCUCUUCCUAGCAAAACCGGCUGGGAGAGCGGGGGAUUAAAGCUUUCUGGUGCGAUCGCGGCUUUUGUAAAUACCUUCUUAGAACUACGUAAGAUGCGGUGCAUGUCUGUGCACGGGCCCGUGGCGCAUCCGUGGCUCGUUUCAUGAAGGCAGUGUUAGUAAACAUGGGACCUGAAGGAGAAAAUAAGGCAAGAUGUGUGUCUCUGCAAGCCCGAGAUCGCCCUCGCUUGAAGUAAAAGGUGUUUUAGCAACCUAGCAAGUGACCUUCCCUGAGUUAAUUGAAGUUUAACAGUAUUUUGAAAGAAUCAUGACGGUUACAAAAUGAAGGCUUCGUGGCGCUGAAAAUUAAAAGUUGGACGUCGAAACUUAGCCCCCGGCUUUCCUCAAGCUGCUCCGAUGUGGCACGUUUGGCCAAGAAGAAAUGAAGCCAGAAAGCUCUUACAUUGUAACGAAUGCGCUCCCGGGGCGGGGGACUUUUCUUUUCUCGAUUAAUUAUUUCAGACUUUAUGCAUAUUUCACUGGCUGCCCCAGCAUGAGGAACCUGAGAGUUGGCUCGGGGAAGUCAACAAGCCACAGCAAAAACCUCCCCCCGCAGGAGCUCUCGACCGAGACCUUCGUGCCAGAGCAGAGAGCGGCCAUGAAAAGCACAUCGGCCCUGCAGAGGUGCGGGCGCGCUCCUGCCUUUCCCAAAUCUGCACCGAGGACACACCUGGCCCCACAAAAAUGGGCAGGACAGCGAAAAGCAAAACAAAAACUGCGUUUCCAGCCCGCGCGUCAGGUGCUGUGCUUAGCACGCUAAUAUCAGCAGGAGCAGGAAAUCCCCGCAGGGGAGAGCAAGGAAGAGCGAGGCGGCGUGAGAGCAUCGCACGGGUCUUCUACUCUGCUCCUGCACAGAGGAAAGGGCCACGGGACCUCGGAUCCCUUCGCGUUAGCAUUUCUAACCUGUUAGGGAUAGAGAAGGGUAAGCAAGGAGGAAUAUAGAGAGCGUUCUCGUUUUACUCCACGGACUAACUCCUCAGCACUUCGUAGGGCUACCCGUGCAGAGUUAAAGGGAAAAAGACUGCUCUUCCGUUGGCAUUCUCAGUCUUCGACUACUUGAUAUUUCACACGUAAAAAAUAUUAUAAUAUUUAACUUAUUAAUAUAUAAUUCAUUCUAAUAUAAUUUCUUACAAUGCAUACCGUACGAUUAUUUCAUGAAAACUUGCAAUCUCUAUAAAUACAUAGUUAUGUCGUUUAUAUAUGCAAAGCAUAUACAUAAUACGUAAGAUAUACACAAUAGGUAUU
Rhea pennata is the source of this 2203-nucleotide messenger RNA. RefSeq names its product cyclin-dependent kinase 4 inhibitor B-like. Gene Ontology annotation, biological process: regulation of cyclin-dependent protein serine/threonine kinase activity; negative regulation of cell population proliferation; regulation of G1/S transition of mitotic cell cycle. The transcript has 2 exons. NCBI's taxonomy places the organism in Eukaryota, Metazoa, Chordata, Aves, Rheiformes, Rheidae. Gene Ontology annotation, molecular function: cyclin-dependent protein serine/threonine kinase inhibitor activity; protein kinase binding. Gene Ontology annotation, cellular component: nucleus; cytoplasm. The record is from RefSeq and is a predicted model, not a curated record. Bases 1 to 522 code for a protein of 173 amino acids.